Molecule: messenger RNA, 717 nt
Organism: Colletotrichum paranaense
Lineage: Eukaryota; Fungi; Ascomycota; Sordariomycetes; Glomerellales; Glomerellaceae
Product: methyltransferase domain-containing protein
Exons: 3
Coding region: 1-717 (238 amino acids)
Molecular function (GO): methyltransferase activity
Source: RefSeq, a predicted model, not a curated record
AUGGCGACUCACACGACCUACCCAGCUCGUACUUAUCACAACGCAUCUUCUCCGUACGUGCUACCAAAUGAUCACAGCGCCCAAGAACAGUCUCGACUUGACAAGCAGGCGUCUGCUAUCGAGGAAAUGAUUGGGGGAAGACCUUUCCUUUUUGACCUACGACUCCUCCCGAGCUCCCCCAAGAUGCUCGAUGUAGGCUGUGGUACAGGUGUCGCGACUCUCCAACUUGCGAAACAGGUUCCGCUCUCCGAACAAGUUUACGGCAUCGAUCUGUCUUCGGUCCCGGAACCAACUAAAGCCGCAGCACCAAAGAAUGUCACUUUCAUUCAAGGUAAUUUCUUGGAUGGUGAAGAUAAGCGUGGGCUAUCCAAUGGGAGCUUUGACUACGUUUUUGGGCGCAUGCUGUUCCUGGCCAUUGACGACUGGCCCGGUUACUUCAAACGAGUGAAUGAUUUGCUUAAACCUGGAGGAAUUGUUGAGCAUCAAGACUGUUCAUGGGAAUACUAUCGACAGGGAACAUUUACAAAGUUGAGUGAUAACUGGGCAUGGCAUCGCGCAGUGUUGGAGGAGUCAGCCAUCGUAGGGUUGGAUAUUUGCGCUGCGGAUCACCUGGUGGAACGCAUGGAGGGUGCGGGUUUUGAAGUACUCAGCACACGUUGCUACGAAUUUUCAAUGGUUCCAUCGGAAAAGUCGGCCUCAAGUAUGGCUGAAAUCUAG